Molecule: messenger RNA, 2848 nt
Organism: Puntigrus tetrazona (Sumatra barb)
Lineage: Eukaryota; Metazoa; Chordata; Actinopteri; Cypriniformes; Cyprinidae
Product: gremlin-2-like
Exons: 1
Coding region: 344-1069 (241 amino acids)
Biological process (GO): animal organ morphogenesis
Molecular function (GO): BMP binding; receptor ligand activity
Source: RefSeq, a predicted model, not a curated record
UUAUUUCCCAAGAAAGUUUUGCAUUGGUCAUUAAUUUUGGUCGGUUAAAUGUUACUAUAUGCGUGUUUAGAACAAAGUAGACUGAAAUAAAAAUAGAUGUGUGUUUCUGUGUUAUAUUUUGAUUGUUAGUUUUGGAAAAGUAUUUGGAUUUUUUUUGUUUUUUUGGUGGUGAAUGAUGGAUUUUUGAAGGGGGUUGCUGCACAGUUUAAUGAUAUUUUCUUUCCUUUUUUCUUUUUCUGGUUUUGUUGUAUACUAGUCGUUUGUGUUUCAUGUGGUGAGUGAAUCAUAAUUAGGCCAAUUCAAAUUGCACUAUUUUGCACUAUUACAGCUAUUUCUAUGUUUCAUGUGGCAAGUGAAUCAAAAUUAUGCUGAUUUGGUAAAACACAAAGUUAACAAACUGGACAUAGUUCAUAGUAUAAACAUGUACAUUCGAAUCCCUAACAGAAGCACUAAAGUUUCUCCUUAUUUUGAAUCUUUUCUCAGGAUGUUCUGGAAGCUGGCAAUACCUGCCAUUUUGGCAUGGACCCUUUUUGCAUCGACAGAGACCAAGAAGCCCCGGCCCCAGGGUUCCAUCCCCUCCCCUUACAAGCUAAAAGGCAAUGAUUUGUCAUCACCACCUCACACACUAGCGUCACUGCCCCAGCACACAUCAGCACGACGACAGAAAGGCAAACACGACAUGUUGUCGUCGAGUCGCGAGGCCCUGGUGGUCACCGAGAGGAAAUACCUUAAGAGCGACUGGUGCAAAACACAGCCGUUGCGUCAAACGGUGAGCCUGGAGGGGUGCCUGAGCCGAACCGUCAUCAACAGGUUCUGCUACGGCCAGUGUAACUCCUUCUACAUCCCCCGCCACCUGACAUCUCAAACCUCCCAUCGAAGUAGAAAAACAGCUUCCACGCCAGAUCACAACACUUCAUUCCAGUCCUGUGCUUUCUGUCGGCCCAGCCGAAUAACCACGGUCACCGUACGGCUUCACUGUCCUGGGCUCCAGCCGCCGUACCGGCAACGGAAAGUUCAACGGAUCAAGCAGUGCAAAUGUGUGUCUGUUAACGUCAAUGCCGCUUACUGAGAAGGCACACAAAUGAAACAAUGCCUCAAAAUCCUUUUGGAAAAUCUGGGGCCGCCCAACAAUCAAUGUGUGAAACCUGCCAAAGACAACAGCUAAUCAGAAGACUGGCCACCUUCAUUAUGUCUGGACUGUACCACAGCAUGCUACCCAGGAAUGCUUAAUAGCUGCCGAGCAGGGAUGGAACACAAAGCUGGAUUUUUUUUCUUCUUUUUUGACAAAUAUAAUGAAGCUGAGAGUACAAUUACAUAAAACGGUAAAUAACACUCGUGUGCUAUAAAUGAACAGAGUUUGACCUUUGACCUCUUGAAAGCUUUUCUUUAGCAAAACACAGAGCGUCUGUAUUCCAGCGAUCUCCUGCUUUACCUCAGCAAUGCUGAUUCUCUAUAGAGUGCAACAGUCAGGGUUCCGGAAGUAAAAAUCCCAUGCUUUUUCUCGAUAGGGGAAAACUCAUUUUAGAUGGUCUAUACCUCUGUUGAACUUAUAGCCCUGUAUUAGCUUAACUAAAAUGUAUAAAUAAUUACGCUACGUUUGAAUUCCCAUUGAACCAUUCUGCAACCUUUUCAGAAAAGAUCUGGCCACUGCUAAGCGUAUUUUAUAUUGUGAAUUUUACAAAAAAAGAAACCUAAAAAUAUCUAAUUUCUAUAUAUCAAUAUAUAUCUAUAAAUCAAUAGGUUUAUAUUUAUACAUAGUUUUAAUUUUGAUUAUGUCAGUGGGAUUGUAGUUCUUUUUGAAGUUUUGUAGCUUUGCCUUUUUACAUUUUUUUAUGUUGUGGUUCACUUCUAGGCUUUUGGAUUAACUCUUUAACAAAAAUGUUUUAAAUAUCCCUCAAUGAAAAAUGUUGCGAGAAAUACUUUCGGAACCAAGGCUGCUGAAAUUUCGGGAGGGCACUGUUGCGCUCUAUUACUCUUGAUACUUGAGAACAGUGGAAUUGGUCUGACCACCAUCUAUCUUCACCAUCUUGUCUUACCUACCCAGCCGUUGUAUAUAUCAGCACUAAUGAAGGACAGGAGAAGACAUGAAAGGAUGCUGGGUGACUGUGGACUUUAUCGACAGGAAAUUAGAGGGGGUUUGCUAUAUUUUGACUAAGGACAGUCUGUCAGUUGGGGAUAAUCUAUAUUUUGACUUGGUGCUGCCAUUAGCUUUGCUGCAUCCGAUGAAAAUGAUGCAGCUUGCUUCAGUUCAUCCAUUCUGGGCUGACUUUGAUCAAGCCACUAGAGAGUUUGAGCCUUAAUGUUGUUAUGAUGAGUCAUGUGCACAACAUAAACUGAGAUUCAUAAUGGUUUAAAUCUUUACCUUAAAGUCUAACAGACACGUUUGCAUUAAUGACAAUAUUUAACAAAAUAGCAAAAUGUGUAGAUAAAGGAAAUUAUAUGAUAAAGCAACCAUAGAAAAUCUAUGAAUAUAUAUAAAAUAUAUAAUAAACAUGUCUUCUAAAAAUAAAUCUAUUAUUUCACACUAAAUAUAUGUCUUGUUUUGUUUUGGGGGUUUUUUCUCGUAUUUUCUAUGCACCUUUGUGUUUGUACAUUUCUACAGUUUCUCAUAAAGGGAAUGGAAAUUAAUAAUACGGCAGCUGCUUCAGUUCUUCAUUUCUUAAUGCAACACACACAGAACAGCACGCAUGAGCUAUAAAGCUGUCAGCUUCUUUAAUUGAAAAUAUUUAAGUAUUUUAAAUUAAAGGUUAUUGAACUACUGAUAGCAGCUGUACACACAAAAUAAAGAAUAAGUCAUAAAUCAUAAUAUUUCCAUAUGUUUCUCAACAACCGUUCAUUACACAUCUCA